This is a messenger RNA of Entrophospora candida, 1086 nucleotides long. NCBI's taxonomy places the organism in Eukaryota, Fungi, Glomeromycota, Glomeromycetes, Entrophosporales, Entrophosporaceae. The record is from the annotation of a GenBank genome assembly.
AUGUCACAACAACAAGCCACCACCUCUACCACCAAAAAAAAUGAAGGUGAAAAUCCAAAUCCAAAAUCAGCACUUGACGUAGCAGUAAAUCAGUUGGUAAGAGCUUCUGUCGGUGGCGACAUUCCAAGCUCGCUUGAAGGAGAAGAUUUAGACAAGUAUGUAGCGGAUUUAUUGUUAAAAGAAGCAGCAAAUAAAAAUAAAUUAUAUAAGGAAGAAGGCGUCAGAGCUUUAUUACCAAAUACUGGAUUAAACGUUAAUAAUCAUAAUAAAGCAGUUAUUAAAAGAACAGAAGAAAAGGCAGCUGCUGCACUUAGAAGAACUAUUCGUAUUCCUUCAUGGAGCGACGAUGAUAAGAGUUAUCAUAAAAGAAAAAGAAGUUCUGAAGAUGAUAAAAAGAAUGUAGGAGUAGUAGUUAUAGUAGGAGUAGAAGUUAUAGUAGGAGUAGAAGUAGAAGUUAUAGUAGAAGUAGAAGUUAUAGUAGGAGUAGGAGUAGAAGCUAUAGUAGGAGUAGAAGUAGAAGUUAUAGUAGGAGUAGGAGUAGGAGUAGGGAUAGAAGAAGAAAGGAAAAUAGGAGAAGCAGCAAUAGGAAUAGGAACGAUAGUAGAGGUAAUAGGAUUAGAAGUAAUAAAAGAAGUGGUAAAAGUAGAAGGAGUAGAAGGAGGAGCAGAAGUGAAAGUAGUAGUAGUAGUAGAAGUAGUAGUAGUAGAAGAAGUAGCAUUAGUAGAAGUAGCAUUAGUAGGAGAAGUAGCAUUAGUAGAAGAAGUAGCAUUAGUAGUAGAAGAAGUAGCAUUAGUAGAAGAAGUAGUAGCAUUAGUAGAAGAAGCAGUAGCAUUAGUAGAAGAAGAAGUAGUAGUAGAAGUAGGAGUAGUAGUAUUAAUAGUAGUAGUAGUAGUAGAAUUAGAAGUAGUAGUAGUAGUAGUAAUAGUAGUAAUAGAGGCAGGAGAAGAAGGAAUAACAAUAGAUACGACAGCAGAGGUGUUAAGAGGAGGAGGAGAAGGAGUGGAAGCGGCAAUAGUAGAAAUCGAAGAAAAAGUUAUGAUGAUAGUAGAAAUAGGAAUAACGAUAGUGAUAGAAGAAGUGUUGUAA